UCUUGGCGCAACAUUAUACCCGAUGUGGACUACAGGGAGAUGCUCGCCUGCUUUGGUACUAUGGAAAUGCAUCGGCAAGAGGUGCUGUGGGAGCUCUGCGAGACAGAGAAGCUGUUCGUCCAGUCGCUUUGUGGUAUUCACGGCCUCUUUGCGCUGCCCCUCAAAAGCCCUUCUGGCGACUGGAUCAAAGGAGUACCUGCUUCAAUCGCUCGACUCUUCGAUUGGCUUGAAGAUAUUUUACGACUCCACUCAAAACUCGCAGUCGCAAUGCAAAAGCUGAGAGUCGAAUCUAGCGGGCAAGGCUCAAAUGGAAAGGUCAUCAUUCGAUUCGCCGAUUCUAUCGCCAAGUACAUCACAAAACUUGAGCUUCAUCUUCCCUACCUUUUACGCUUUGAAAGCGUGAUCGGCAUGGUGGAGGAUAUGGUAGCGGCACCGCAGAACGAAUUCGGCCAGUUCAUAAGGAUG
This is a messenger RNA of Tilletiaria anomala UBC 951, 465 nucleotides long. RefSeq lists its product as uncharacterized. NCBI's taxonomy places the organism in Eukaryota, Fungi, Basidiomycota, Exobasidiomycetes, Georgefischeriales, Tilletiariaceae. The annotation marks the transcript as partial. The record is from RefSeq and is a predicted model, not a curated record. The transcript has a single exon. Gene Ontology annotation, molecular function: guanyl-nucleotide exchange factor activity.